Molecule: messenger RNA, 852 nt
Organism: Echinostoma caproni
Lineage: Eukaryota; Metazoa; Platyhelminthes; Trematoda; Plagiorchiida; Echinostomatidae
Source: the annotation of a GenBank genome assembly
AUGGUGAUUGAGCUCCGAUGGAGUCACAGGUCGCCUAGUGACGCUGAAGAUGUCUCUCGUACCAUCACCCCAGGGGGCCGGUUUGUCCUGUUCAAGGAGAGCCGCAGUAAAGUACAGUACAGUCAAGUCGGGCGUCCCCUUAUACGGCAGUUCCGCUGCCGACGUGUCAUCCUUCCACUUUGUCUUAUCCUCGGCAUAUAUGCUGUAUACAUAUGGUUCUUCAGCGGAUCCGUUGAGAUCCAUCCUCCGGCUUUCCCGGUACCCGGAAAUGAAAUUCCGGAAGUUCCAAAGGCUUUGCCCCCUCCACACCGGCCAGUACAGCCUGGUUCCGAUGAGCUACCUCAAGUUCAACCUCCGAAAGUGGUCCCACUCGCACCGGAAGAAGAAGCACCCGGUGCGGAACAAGUUGAAGGACCGAUUGCGGAAAAACCGAAACCGGUCCUACCCAAACCCACCCAGUCCUCGCCUAUGACCCAAGAGGAGAUUCAGGGUGGCGAACCCAGUGAUCCUAAAGUGCUUGCCAUGCGCAACGAAGUCAGACAGAUGGCCAAAGAAGCAUGGGAUGCAUAUGUGCAAUACGCCUGGGGUAGCAGUGAGUUAAAACCGAUCUCCAAAAAGGGUCAUCAGCCGGAAGUGCUCGGGAAAAUUCCCCUGGGUGCCACAAUCAUCGACGGAAUGGACACGUUGUACAUUAUGGGUCUGAAAGACGAAUUCAAAAAAGCGCGCGAUUACGUGGCCAAUGAAUUGGAUUUCAAUCGGGUCAGUUGUCUUUUUCGGGGAUCAUUAUCUUUCUGGACUCGUUUAUAUUUUACAUCCAUGCAUUUUACAUCUCGGUCAAGCAGUACACACUAA